ACUAGCGCCGUUUUCCAAUACUGCAUCUCUUUUUUUUUUUCUUCUUCCUUCUUCUCUUGUCUUUGUCUUUGGUCUUUUUGUCUUCUCAUUAUUGCAUGCAAACAACAGAACGACGAUGAAGGAUCCAAAACGACUCUCGCCGCGGCGGAUCACUUUUCGGCGAGUUGUCGGCGAUUCAGACGGUACCAUCACGAGCUUCAAGAAUGCUCGCCGGAGGAGGCUCAGAAUCCGGCGAAUGAAGUACACCUGCGAAGCCAAGAUCCACGUCGAGAAUGGAGGUUCCCCGGCGGCGGAUGCUGAUGCGGUGGUUGUUGAUUCUGACAGCAAGCGGAGUGAGAUUCACGAAUCCAUGGAAAUAUCGCUGUCGCUGUCGUCAACGUCAUCUGAGGAGGAGGAUCGGCCGUCGGUGGGGGAAAACUCCGGUGGCGUAUUGUCUUACGGUUCGGUGUCGGUUAUCGGGAACAGGAAGGAGAUGGAGGAUGCGGUGAGCGUGGAGAUAGGCUUUGUUGGAAAGGAGAAUUCGAAGUGCGACUUCUUCGCGGUGUUUGAUGGCCACGGCGGAGCUCAGGUGGCGCAGGUGUGCCGGGAGCGGCUGCACCGGCUGGUGGCGGAGGAGGUAGAGAGGAGAAAUGAGAAGGUCGAGUGGGAUUGGGAGGGUGUGAUGGAAGGCUGUUUCCGUAAAAUGGACGGAGAGGUUGCGGGAAAUGCGGCGGUGAGAACGGUGGGUUCUACGGCGGUUGUAGCCGUCGUGGCGACGGAGGAAGUCGUCGUCGCAAAUUGCGGUGAUUGUAGGGCCGUGUUGGGAAGAGAUGGCGAGGCCGUCGAUUUGUCUAGUGAUCAUAAGCCCGACAGGCCUGAUGAGUUGAUGCGAAUCGAAGAGGCUGGUGGAAGGGUCAUAAACUGGAAUGGCCAGCGCGUUCUAGGUGUUCUUGCCACUUCGCGAUCUAUAGGGGACCAAUACCUUAGGCCAUAUGUAAUAUCAAAACCAGAAGUCACUGUGACAAAGCGAACCAACAAAGAUGAAUUCCUUAUACUAGCAAGUGAUGGCUUGUGGGAUGUGAUCUCCAGCGAAGCAGCGUGCCAGGUUGUAAGGAGAAGCCUCAACGGCCAGAUUAAGAGAGUUUCCAAUGGAGUUGGGAGGCAAAGCCGUGCCACCGAGGCUGCGGCACUCUUGGUUGAGAUAGCAAUGGCAAAGGGAAGCAGAGAUAACACCAGUGUUAUCGUUGUCGAGCUAAGCAGAACAUCUUCGUCCGGCUGAUCCCUCAAUUUUAUUUUACUUUUUUCGUUCCGACUUAGUAACGUGAUAAAGUGAAGAUGGUUCUCUCCUUUUAUCAUUUUGCUGACUUCCUCCGUGAGGAUCCAAAUCCUCCUCCUUUAAUGAAAUCGGAGCAGCAAAGACAUGUGAUGUGUUGUUUAAUGAAUCAAGCCAUAUCCAUGAAGUUGGUCGCUGUUAAUGCCAUGAGAGGUUGUGUAAUAAUUGAUGUGACAUGUGAGUGUGUAGAAUCAGAAAAUUGAGCUACAAUCGUGUAAUGUCUUCUUAGCUCAAUUCUUCGAUAGUGAUGGUGGCCUAGCUAGGAGUUAACAAUCUUGUGUAAAAAUUAACAAAUAGUUUGUUAUCUCUUGUGGCAAGCUUGCACGUUUCUUAACAUUAUUUCUGCUGGUAUAUAGUACUAUGCAAUUCUUUCCUUAUUUAAUUUCCGUCGCUUUGAGAAGGCGAUUUCAAAAUAGGUGGCUAAUGU
This is a messenger RNA of Arachis stenosperma, 1739 nucleotides long. RefSeq names its product probable protein phosphatase 2C 8. Gene Ontology annotation, biological process: protein dephosphorylation. NCBI's taxonomy places the organism in Eukaryota, Viridiplantae, Streptophyta, Magnoliopsida, Fabales, Fabaceae. The transcript is spliced from 3 exons. The record is from RefSeq and is a predicted model, not a curated record. Gene Ontology annotation, molecular function: cation binding; protein serine/threonine phosphatase activity. Bases 116 to 1258 code for a protein of 380 amino acids. Gene Ontology annotation, cellular component: cytosol; nucleus.